AAAGAAAAAGAAAAAAAUGCAGAAUCGUAUCAAAAACCUAUAUAUGAUGAUAAAAGCACAAUCUAGAAGAACUAUGUGGUGCAAGACAAGUUGAAAUAUCUGUUGACUGCAGACUUCUUCCUUUUCAAUUGGGCUUUAAGUUCAAAGCUUUUCCAAGAGUUCUUUAUUUCAUGAAUGAAAGUUUCCUAAAGGCCGUCAUAGAAGGUAUUGAGUGACCAAAUAAUUAACCACUAUAAUAGUUCUUUUAUCAGUUCUUUGAAUAUAGAGGUAGCCUUUAAAAGACCAACCAGAAGCAUCCCAACAGUCAAUAACACAGUAAUAAUUUAAAAAGUGUAUAGCACUUGAGAGUGUGCAGAGUACACAUUACUUUGAAAUAAGUAUGGCAAGUAUCUUUGAUUUACAGAUGAUGAUGCUCAGAUAAAAUGACUUGCCUGAAAACAUGAAUAAUACUAUGCACUUACUGUAAACGGACACGAUUUUGUACUAUAAUGGACAGUCUGGAAUAAUAUAGGGUCAUUUGGUUCAUGUCAGGUUCUACUGUAGCGGUGGCAAUUUCCGAAGUGCUGAUUUUCAGUCUUAUUUUUAUUGUCUCAUUCUGUGAAAUAUGCCCCCUCAACAACAUGCUGCAUGGUUUCAAUAUGUAUAGUAAUUUUAACCUGGUAAAAGGGAAUGCUCAUGCAUUUUGAGAAAGUAUUACUCUGUGGAUUUUGAAUAAAGAGUAAAUGUCUACACAAAAUGGGCGUUUGUACUUUAAUUUUCAAAGAGGUUAUCUUCAGAUACCAACGAAAAUGAAGAGCCACUCCUGAGAAAGAGUUCUCGCCGCUAUGUCAUCUUUCCGAUCCAGUACCCUGAUAUUUGGAAAAUGUAUAAACAGGCUCAGGCAUCCUUCUGGACAGCAGAAGAGGUUGACUUAUCAAAGGAUCUCCCUCACUGGAACAAGCUUAAAGAAGAUGAGAGGUAUUUUAUCUCUCGCAUCUUAGCCUUUUUUGCAGCCAGUGAUGGAAUUGUGAAUGAAAAUUUGGUGGAACGAUUUAGUCAGGAGGUGCAGGUUCCAGAAGCUCGCUGUUUCUAUGGCUUUCAAAUUCUCAUCGAGAAUGUUCACUCAGAGAUGUACAGUUUGCUAAUAGACACUUACAUCAGAGAUCCCAAGGAAAGGGAAUUUUUAUUUAAUGCAAUUGAAACAAUGCCAUAUGUUAAGAAGAAAGCAGAUUGGGCCUUGCAAUGGAUAGCAGAUAGAAAAUCUACUUUUGGGGAAAGGGUGGUGGCCUUUGCUGCUGUAGAAGGAGUUUUCUUCUCGGGAUCGUUUGCUGCUAUAUUCUGGUUAAAGAAAAGAGGUCUUAUGCCUGGACUCACCUUUUCCAAUGAACUCAUCAGCAGAGAUGAAGGGCUUCACUGUGACUUUGCUUGCCUGAUGUUUCGAUACUUGGUAAAUAAGCCUUCAGAAGAAAGGGCCAGGGAGAUCAUUGUUAAUGCUGUUAAAAUCGAGCAGAAGUUCUUAACAGAAGCCUUGCCCGUUGGCCUCAUUGGAAUGAAUUCUGUUUUGAUGAAACAGUAUAUUGAGUUUGUAGCUGACAGAUUACUUGUGGAACUUGGAUUCUCAAAAUUUUUUCAGGCAGAAAAUCCCUUUGAUUUUAUGGAAAACAUUUCUUUAGAAGGGAAAACAAAUUUCUUUGAGAAACGAGUUUCAGAGUAUCAGCGUUUUGCAGUGAUGGCGGAAAACACAGAUAAUGUCUUCACCUUGGAUGCAGAUUUUUGAAACCCUUCCCUUAUUUAAACUUACUGGUAAAUAGCAGUCUAUUUUUCUCUGCUUAAAAAAAUAAAACAAAACAAAAACAAAAACACCCCAAA
Messenger RNA from Miniopterus natalensis, 1848 nucleotides. Lineage: Eukaryota; Metazoa; Chordata; Mammalia; Chiroptera; Miniopteridae. The record is from RefSeq and is a predicted model, not a curated record.